This is a messenger RNA of Dendronephthya gigantea, 2339 nucleotides long. Its product is annotated as MAP kinase-activated protein kinase 5-like. Gene Ontology annotation, biological process: Ras protein signal transduction; peptidyl-serine phosphorylation; protein autophosphorylation. The record is from RefSeq and is a predicted model, not a curated record. The transcript is spliced from 13 exons. The coding region runs from base 473 to 1948 and encodes 491 amino acids. NCBI's taxonomy places the organism in Eukaryota, Metazoa, Cnidaria, Anthozoa, Malacalcyonacea, Nephtheidae. Gene Ontology annotation, cellular component: nucleus; cytoplasm. Gene Ontology annotation, molecular function: calmodulin binding; ATP binding; mitogen-activated protein kinase binding.
AGUCUAACAUUGGUUAAAUAACCCAAGAAAAUCACUUUGAUAUUUUCAUAUAUGUAUAUAUUUUGUUGAACACAGUAUGGCCACCUUGCACGAACUGCAACAGCUCUUCUUUUACAGUGAUAUGGCUGGAUACAAAUUAAUGAUCAAAAUCAGCUAAGUAUCACUAGUCUAGCUAAGAUUUCUUAAAGUAAUGUUCAGCUUUGAUUGUAAACAAACAUUUUGCUUACCUUUUUCAAUUUGCUACAUUUCCAAUAUUCAACACAUUAAUGACAUAUUACAUGAAGUUUCUUAGGUGCUUUUGAAUAUAACGCGGGCGUAUGUUGAGUUAAAAAAUACGAAAUGAAAGUAAAAAUAAAACUAGAUUAAAAAAACUCGAUUUUUUUCCAAGAACUUUGUGCUAAAUGACUUUGAAAUAUUCUCUUAGAUGACCAAAGUCAAACACCUAACUAGUUGCAAGACAACGCAGUGAAAUAUGGCUUCAAAAAUUGAAGACAAUAUGGGUGUUCACAUCAAGGAGCGCCCAAUCGAAUUGGACUAUAGGAUCCACUGGAACAAAAAAUUGGGAUCUGGUAUUAGUGGCCCUGUUAGAUUAUGCACAAAUAAAGAAACUGGUCAGAUGUUUGCUAUGAAAUGUCUAACUGACUCCACAAGAUCCCGUCAAGAAGCAAAAGUACAUUUCCUGUGCAGUGGUCAUCGGAAUAUUGUUAACGUGGUUGAUGUUUACGCCAAUGCUAUGGCUUUACCAGGUGAAACACGACCCAUAGCGAGGAUAUUUUUGAUUAUGGAGCUGAUGGAAGGAGGUGAAUUAUUUGAGAAGAUAAGAAAUCAUGUUCGUUUCACAGAAAAAGAAGCUCAGGAGGUUGCUAAACAGAUUGGUGUGGGUCUACAACACAUUCAUUCAUUUAAUGUCGCUCACAGGGAUCUGAAACCAGAGAACUUGCUUCUGAAAGAAAACACACAAAGCAUUCAUGUAAAAAUUGCAGAUUUUGGUUUUGCCAAAGUUGACCGAGGAGAUCUUGUCACUCCACAGUUUACACCAUAUUACGCCUCUCCCCAGGUGCUUGAAGCUCAGCGGUAUUUAAGAGCUCAGAAAAGUGGGAAAUAUCCGUACUUGAAAAAGCCUUAUACAUAUGAUAAGGCAUGCGAUCUUUGGUCACUAGGGGUCAUAAUCUACGUGAUGUUGUGUGGUUAUCCACCAUUUUACUCGGAUGUUCCCAGCAAGCAAAUGUCCCACGGAAUGAGACGAAGAAUAGCAGCAGGGGAAUACGACUUUCCUGACAAGGAAUGGGGCAAGGUGUCGAACCAAGCCAAAGACUGCAUUAAUAGGUUGUUGUGCGUUGAACCAAAUCGAAGAAUGACAAUCAAUGAAUUUCUGGAACAUGGCUGGAUACAGAAUGAUGAUAUCCCUGAUACUGUGUUGUUCACACCAAAAAUGAUUGGAGAUGAUGAUGCAUUUAAAGACAUGAUGGAUGGUCACGCAACCGAAUUGACCAACAUGAGGUUGGUGAGCAAACAGAUUCGACUGAAACCAAUUGAACUCUCAAGUAAUCCAAUUAUUAAGAAAAGACGAGCGUUUCACAUGGCAUUGAACGAGAAUUGCAAAGCGAAGUUGAAAACAAGCGAUGAUGACGACAAUUCUGCUGCGCAGUCACAACAGGAUAGUUCCCAGUUCUCUCCUCCAGCUGCCAAGUCACUCCGUGAUGUCAUCGCGUUUUGUCUGAUGAUGAAACCGGUGAACCCAGUCAUCCGACAGGAAGGUUUCACGGGCGACAAAUUAGCCCUUUUGGUUACGGAUGCUCUGCAGAAGACACAGGGGAACCAAGCUAUAGAGAACGCGUUUUUGACGGAGUCCUGGGACGGAGAGCGAUUCACGUCGUCCGUGAACAAGUCACGAUUAGCGAAGACUCUCAGUGAAAUCAUGCUUCAAGCCGAAGGAGUAUCCUCUUAAAAUACAGUAGGCUGUUCCAUUUAAUAUCCACACAUCUCCCCCCCUUUGAGAAUAUGGGAAUGCCUCUAGUGUCGGGGAUUUCCUGAAGGGGGACGUAUGGAUAUGAAACGAAACAGCCUAAUUUCCGGUUAUACUGUGAGCUUCGUAUUCUAGCAAAUGCCAUAUGUUUGGUAUCAAACUAUAGACAGCAAUCUUCUCACAUGAGAGUCACGAAUUUCUGAUCUUAAGAGGAACUAAAACGACCCCCAAUCAGUAAAGAAAAUAUAUGUCUGUCAGCGCAAAUGAGUAUAAUAUGCCUGUCUGUAAAUAGAGAGAUUUUCGGGUGAUAUAUGUAUGUAAUUGUCUUUUGAAAUAUUGGCCAUUUAUGAUCACAGAGCCUAUGGCUGUUUAU